Molecule: messenger RNA, 1722 nt
Organism: Cynoglossus semilaevis (tongue sole)
Lineage: Eukaryota; Metazoa; Chordata; Actinopteri; Pleuronectiformes; Cynoglossidae
Product: prostasin
Exons: 6
Coding region: 278-1216 (312 amino acids)
Biological process (GO): proteolysis
Molecular function (GO): serine-type endopeptidase activity
Source: RefSeq, a predicted model, not a curated record
GGGCUGGACCAGUGUUUCGAUUCGUUAUAGGUGGGCACACAGGUGAUCUACCGUUGUACCGAAACUGAGUUCUUCGGGAGGAAUGUUACAUUUUAUCUGUUUUAUAUCAAGAAGAAUAUAGAAAUUUGGUUAGUGAAAUCUUUUUGAGUCUUAGUUGGAUUCCACUAGGAUUGUGGCGGUGAGAUAUCUUCCGUUUUUUCGAGGAAACCUGGUUGCCAUUGUGUGUUCUUGUAAACAGCGGCACUGUGGAUAUAUCCGAAAAAUUGAAACGAAAACGAUGACGUUAAAAUCCAAAUUAAUGGCUGUUUUUCUCUUCGUUGCAGUCGCUGGUGUAACGACUGCGCACGCACAAGAAUGUGGCCGACCACCGGUCAUUGAGAACAGGAUUGUAGGAGGGUCUAACGCCGAGGAUGGGGCCUGGCCCUGGCAAGUGGAUAUACAGACUGUUGCUGAGGGACACGUCUGUGGAGGUUCCAUCAUCACUGAGAACUGGGUCUUGUCAGCUGCUCACUGUUUUCCCAAUCCAUCGGCGUUGGACUCUAUUACCAUCUAUGCUGGUAGGUACCAGUUGAAUGGCUUUAACCAGCACCAGACAAUGCAUCGUGUAUUGCAGGUGGUGAUCCCAUCUGGAUACACUGAACCCCACCAAGGCAAGGAUGUGGCUCUGGUGCAGCUGAAUCCCCCAUUAAGAUGGUCAGAUCACAUCCAACCUGUGUGCUUACCUGCAUCCAGUGCACUGUUCCCUAGUGAAAUGAUAUGCUCAGUUACCGGCUGGGGACACAUUCGUCAAGAUGUCCCUCUGCCAGGUAUCGGGACUUUGCAGGAAGUCCAAGUUCCACUUAUUUCCCAGGAUAGGUGUAGGAACAUGUAUCAGACAAACCCAGCGGAGCAGGUGGACAUCCUGUCUGACAUGAUCUGUGCUGGUUUCCAAGAGGGAGGCAAGGAUUCCUGUCAGGGUGAUUCAGGAGGGCCUCUCGUGUGCCAGAUGAUAAAUGGAACUUGGGUGCAGGCUGGAGUGGUAAGCUUUGGACAAGGUUGUGCUCAGAAAAACCAGCCCGGUGUAUAUACCAGAGUGACCAGUUAUACCACCUUCAUCAGCAACACAAUACCAGAGAUCAAGCUGUAUGGGAAAGCCAAUCCAUCUUGGUUUGGAGGCACUGCUGCUGUUUUUGGGGUUAACUGUCUAUCCACUCUACUCAUCCUGCUGGAGAUAUAAUUGACAGACAGAUUAAAGUUUCUAAAAAGUUGAAUGUGAACCAAGUCAGAUGAAUAUAGAAGGUUGUUGGGAAUUCGAUGUGUUAAAGAGUCAGAUCAGGAUUAGAUCUUGUACAUUGUACACUAUAAUGCCAGAAGAAUUCAGUCACCCAUCCAAAAGUUAAAGCUGCUCUUAAGGUAUGGAUUAGGAAAGGGAUUUAAUUUAAGUUCAUAUGGGAGUCAAGGCAGGCGAGUGAAUAUUCUAGGCAAUCUAAUGUGUGCAGUACUAGUCAAAGAUGACAUAACUUUUUUAGAAAUGGCUUUAAGGGUGGAAACUGAGUGUAAUGGUAAUCUCUACGCAACAAAGUCACGUAUUAAUAAGAGUGUUAGUACAUCAUACAAGCACAUAAUGUUAAGGAAUAGUUCAGAAUCAUAAGAAGUUAAUGUAAAAUGUGCAAAAGUACAAAGUUGAUCAUUUAUAUUAGCACUGAUUGGAAAUGUUUGUUUUUUUUAAUAAAUAACAAUAAU